Molecule: messenger RNA, 816 nt
Organism: Zasmidium cellare ATCC 36951
Lineage: Eukaryota; Fungi; Ascomycota; Dothideomycetes; Mycosphaerellales; Mycosphaerellaceae
Exons: 2
Coding region: 1-816 (271 amino acids)
Source: RefSeq, a predicted model, not a curated record
AUGCAAUUUCGUCGAGGUUGGCAGGUCCCGUCAGCGGUGACACAAGCCAAUGCUGCUGCCGUGCAAACUGCUUGCGUCGCCCGGGUGGCACUUGAAGGCAGAAGCAGGGCUCGGCAGAAGGGACCAGGACGGACCCCAGCGAUCGUCGCUCCCCGUCUCCGCCGUCCAACACCCUUCCCUAUCAUAUCUCGCCUGUCAUCGUCAUGUCUGCAGGUCCAGGCAUGGGCGCCGUGGUCCGCAGUCGUCCGCGCCCAAGGCUACGUGAGCCUUCGUCUGCCAUUCUGCGGCGUGGCGCGUUUUAUCUUCGUCAGCGUCGACGCUAUUCGCUGGCGUGCCACCGCAAACCAUUCCAAAAAGCACAGUGAUAUUUGGUCACCUGCAGGGGUUCGCGACGCAUCUUUCGCGGCCCGGCACACGGGGUCUUCAAAUGAGGGCCUUCGCAUGGCGGGUCGGGAUGCGAUCGUGUGGGAGGCUUGCGUGCGAGGGGCCUUUGCUAUGGCUCGCAUUUGUAUCUCGUCCUUCGCCCUCACCAAGAUCUCCACUAUACCUCAGAUCUCAGCAAUGGCAUCCUCCAAGUUCGUCGAGAUCUUGGACACCUCUGACACGCCUUACUCCCGGGCCAACGUCAGUCUCGACGACGUCCUCGCAGAGACCCGCAAUCGAUCUCAAUCGCAGACCAGCCUCACCAGCUCCAGUGCAAGCGACAAGUCAAGCUCACCCACCACAAGUUCGCCAACCUCGACAUUCUAUGGGCAGCCCACACAACAGAUCAAGACAAGACUGAGGGGAUUCUCCAUGAAGAAGAAUAAGACAUGA